AUGUCACCCCUCAGGCACAAACGCUCUAAGAGCGCCAUAGCACUUUCCCUUCUCCACCGCGACAAGUCCAAGGGCGAAGACAGAGAAGAAGACGACACCAGUUCUCUCGCUUCUGCCUCCACAAACGGACCCUCGUUGAAACACACCCGCAGCAGCAGCCGCCACAACCGUCGCAAACAAGCCCAAGACUCGAGUCCACCCCCGGCCAUCCAGGAACACGCGGAGGAUAUGGAUACCGUGGAAGAGAUGGCCCCGCUGUCUCAAAUGGAGACAGGGAGCAUGUCCCUCGAGCAGUCCGUCCGCACAUUCCGCCUAUUCGAGAUCCUCCGAAGCGGCGACACCACCGCCAUCGCCAAGGCGAUCAAGGACACAAAUGACCCGCAGGGAGCGAAUGCCCUGAGUGGCACAACCGUUCUCCACCUCGCCCUGCAGUGUGCCGAACCCCAAGUCGUGGAGUACGUACUAUCCGCCGCGGAAGAAACAGAUAUCAACUCAAGGGACCGGGAUGGCAAUACCCCUCUCCAUAUUGCCGCCCAACUGGGUCGGGGUCCGUUGGUACGCGAAUUGCUGAGCCGACCGACCAUCAAUGAUUCCAUCGUCAACUACCGCGGCCAGACCGCGCUCGACCUGGCUCGUACCCCUGAAAUCUUCCAGCAGCUCCAGCUUGCGCGGUCCCUGUUCAUCGACAGCAAGAACCAGGAAAUCCAGAGUCUGAUUGCAAAUGCCGAUUACCAGGGCUUGGAGGCUCUGUUGGAGGAGCCUCGGGUAGAGGGUAUCAUGGAUGUGAACAGCUACGAACUCGUUACCGAGCGGACCACAUCUCAAUCCGGUGGCACUCUUCUGCACGAGGGCGCGAGGAAUAAAGAUGCGCAGCUUAUCGAGAUUCUUCUGACGCACGGUGCGGAUCCGUUCCGUCGCGACAAGAAGGGCAAGCUCCCGCAAGAUGUCACUAAAGAUGAUAAGACCCGCGCUCUGUUGAAAAAAUCACCUGCUGCAGUUAUUGCGCAGCGUGGCAUUCAAGAGAAGGCCAUUCUUGGGAACAGUAACGCUCAGGGACUUGCCGGUCGCGUUUCAACUGGCGAUGCACCUUUGGCUGGAAAAGAUGCUCGAGAGAUGAGAGGCUAUCUCAAGAAGUGGACAAACUAUACAACUGGAUACAAGCUUCGCUGGUUUGUUCUCGAAGAUGGAGUUUUGAGCUAUUACAAGCACCAGGAUGACGCGGGCUCUGCCUGUCGCGGUGCGAUCAACAUGAAGAUUGCCAGACUUAACAUGGAUGCUCAAGAUAAGACGCGAUUUGAGAUUCACGGAAAGUCGUCGGUCAAGUACCACCUUAAGGCCAAUCACGUUGUUGAGGCAAAGCGGUGGUUCUGGUCCCUUAAUAAUGCUAUCCAGUGGGCUAAGGACGAGGCUAAGGAGGAAGAGAGACAGCGGUCGAAGAACGCAGAAGUGCUUCGCCAAGCUAAGAUUGAUCAGACAGAAGGUCGAGCUGCCGAUACUCCCUCUGAAUCUGGACUUUCUCACAAGCCUAGCACUAAGGGUUUGGCCCCACCAUCUCUGGGUGGUGCUAGCAGCUCUGGCACAAGAUUGAGCACUUAUGCAUCCCGCACCACUCUCGAUAUUCCUGCUGGAGAUGAAGACAGCUCCGCAUAUGGAGGGUCUUAUGACCAGAGCAACGCCCCCAACGAGAUGAACCGAGUGAUCAGUCACGUCACGACCGCACCCGAAGGGGACGGCGAAGAAGAGGAGUUCAUUGACUAUGGUUCAAGCCAUGAGAAUGAUAUGCCUGCUGCUGAUAAGGAUGCCUUGAACAUCACUGCGCAGUCCGCGAAGCUCCAAUUAGAUCUCCUGGCAAACGUCACUGCAUCUCUGCAGGCGGAGAAAGCCAAGAACCCCGACAUGACGAUUACGGAUCCCUCGCUCGAGCAAGCCCUUGGUGCAUACGAGGCUGCGGUUAGUAGUCUCAAGGGCCUAGUGCAAAACCUGCUCAAGAUUUCCCGGGACCGGGACUCCUACUGGCAGUCCCGCCUUGGCCGAGAAGAGUCCAUUCGCCAGAUGUGGGAAGAGAGUAUGGCACGUGUUGCUCGUGAGCACGAGGAACUUCAAUCUAAGAUGGGAGAGUCAGAGGAAAAGCGAAAGCGGACCAAGAAGGCUCUCAAGGAGGCUUUGGAGAGUGCAACUGGGAGUACCCGUUCAGUCGGAGCUGUGCCCUCGCAAGUACAAACAGAGAACCCAAGCCUUGAGGUCAGUCAAGUGGAAACCGAUGCUCCUGAGCCUGCUGAAGCAGAGAAGCCUGUCCAACAACCACCCACCAAGCCUGCUCUCAGCCGCAAUGCUUCCACAUACUCCACCAUGAGCAGUCUUUGUGAUUCAGAAUCGGAUGGGGAGGAAUUUUUCGAUGCUAUCGAUGCGGGCGAAAUUGAGGUCGAGGAUUUCAAUAAGGUUGAGAAGAACAAGAUGGAAGAGCCGAAGGAUGGAACCGCUGAGCUUCGCGCCGUGAAGUCCACUGUCAUUGCGCCCUCUUUCAAGGGUUACGAGGAACCUGUACGACAGCGCCUCAAGAUGGAUGCCGACGACCGGCCUAAGAUCUCUCUUUGGGGUAUUCUCAAAUCCAUGAUCGGAAAAGAUAUGACAAAGAUGACUCUUCCCGUAUCUUUCAACGAGCCCACCUCGCUGCUUCAGCGUGUGGCCGAGGACCUCGAGUAUACUGAUCUCCUUGAUAUUGCUGCCGACCGCACUGAUUCUAUGGAACGUCUGGUGUACGUCGCGUCUUACGCUGCUAGUGAGUAUGCCUCGACGAUUGGUCGUGUGGCCAAGCCCUUCAACCCUCUUCUGGGUGAAACCUUUGAGUAUGUGCGUCCGGACAAGGGGUAUCGAUUCUUUGUCGAGCAGGUCAGCCACCACCCACCUAUCGGUGCCGCGUGGGCUGAGUCGCCCAAGUGGGACUACUGGGGUGAAUCUUCCCUCAAGUCCAAGUUCUACGGCAAGUCCUUUGACAUCAACCUGCUGGGUACAUGGUUCCUGAAGCUGCGCCCUUCAUCCGGCGGAGAAGAACUUUACACCUGGAAGAAGGUUACCUCGUCGGUUAUCGGAAUCAUCACUGGUAACCCCACUGUUGAUAACUAUGGCCUGAUGGAAAUCAAGAACUGGACUACCGGUGAAGUCUGCUACCUUGACUUCAAGCCGCGGGGCUGGAAGGCCUCAUCCGCCUACCAAGUGACAGGCAAGGUCGUCGACAGCGAAGGCUCUCCAAAAUGGAGCAUCGGCGGUCGCUGGAACGAUAAGAUCUACGCUCGACACACGCCCGGUUUCGAGGCCCCGGUCUCUGGCCAGGACCCCGAGUCUGACAAGACCUUCCUCGUCUGGCAAGCCCACGAACGCCCCACUGGCGUUCCCUUCAACCUGACCCCCUUCGUCAUCACCCUCAAUGCCCUACCUGAAGGCCUCAAGGAUUGGCUGCCUCCCACGGACACCCGACUGCGUCCCGACCAGCGUGCCAUGGAAGAUGGUGAAUAUACACUCGCUGCCGAUGAAAAGCACCGCGUGGAAGAGAAACAGCGCUCCAAGCGCAGGGACCGCGAUACCAUGGGCGAAGUCUAUUCGCCGCAAUGGUUCGUUCGCGACCAGUGCCCUGUCACUGGCGAGGAGUUCUGGGCCCAUAAUGGAAAGUACUGGGAAUCACGAGAUGCGCAAGACUGGAGCAGAUCAGAGGAUAUCUUCUAA
Penicillium olsonii is the source of this 3720-nucleotide messenger RNA. NCBI's taxonomy places the organism in Eukaryota, Fungi, Ascomycota, Eurotiomycetes, Eurotiales, Aspergillaceae. The record is from the annotation of a GenBank genome assembly.